GCAUGGAGCCCCCCCGGCUUUCCAUCAAGCAGGAACCCCUGGAUUCAGGAGAUUCCACCUGUCCGGAUUCCCAACAUAGCGGUGAGUCAAGCUCUGGACAUCUCUUGCGUCCCGCUGGGAACGGCUUGCUACGGGGGAUUACCAAAAAGGAUCCCAUGUCCCUCUUGGCCGGAGGACGCAAAUAUUCGGACCAUUGCGAAGCGCGAGCGUCCAGGCCUGGCAAAAGCCGGAUUCCCGGGCGGGACCACCGGCGGUAUUACCACGAGCACUGGCGGGCCGAAUACUUGAUGGACUUCAAUGCGGCGCGUCAUGGCAUGAUCUGCAUGGUGUGCGGCAGCUCGCUGGCCACGCUCAAACUGAGCACCAUCAAGAGGCACAUUCGACAGAAACACGCGUACUCCCUUACCUGGAGCACCCAGGAGAAGGAAGUCAUCAUGAAUAGUUGGGAUGCACACCUGGGCCUGGAGAUGGAGACGGAGGGGGCCCGUGAGGCUGCCAAGGGAUCCGGGGCGCCCCCCAGGGAUCACGGAGAGGUCUCCCUGGAUGGAAGCCGCCGGAGAUGCCGUGGGCCGGCUCCUCUUCCCUCUCGUGGGGCACACCGCUCCUCCAGCCUCACCCUGAAAUCUUCCUCGGAGGGCGAGUCCCAGAGUUUGGAGCAGUAUUUGAAGCAAUCGUUGCAGAGCUGGUUCCAGUCCGAAUUCCUGAUGGACUACGAUCCCCAGGGCAACCGUCUCUUCUGUAUGAUGUGCGGUUCCUCUCUGCCCAGUUUGAACCUGGACGACAUCAAGCGUCACGUGAUGGAGGCGCACCCCACUUCUCUUGGCUUCACCCCGGCCGAGAAGGGGGCUAUCCUGGAGGCAUGGAACUCUCGAGAGUUGGUGUUGGGAGCCGAGGCGAGAAAUGAAGAGGACGCAGAAACUGGCAUGUCUGCCCAGCAGGAUCUGAGCACGAAAGAGCUGGACUCUUCGACUUCCCCAGAUCGCCCCCCGGCAGAGGAAGGGAUGGAUGAGGCCGGCCCGUGGGACUCGGAAGGGAGCAGCCCUCGCGUUCCGGCCCGCGGCCGAGACCACCGCCGCUACUUCCAGGAACACUGGCGGGUGGAGUAUUUAAUGGACUACAAUGGGCUGCGCCACGGGUUGGUGUGCAUGGUUUGUGGGAGCACCCUGGCCACGCUCAAAAUGAGCACCAUCAAGAGGCACAUCCAGCAGAAGCACCCCGACUCCACGCAGCUCAGUCACCACGUCAAAGCUCUCAUCGUGCAGGAGUGGAACCAAAAGGUGGCCCGUCUUACGGACGCCGACGACUCCCAGCCGGAAACGGAUGCGGAGGCGGACCAAGCCGAAUCGCAGCGUGUUUACAAGCCACCUGCCUCUCCAGAGGAUUCCCCGGAGGCCUGGGCCACUCCUAAGAGGGAGGAAGAGGCACCCGGAGCAGAAAGGCUGGCCCUGCCUCAGCCGUCGUCUCCAGGGGUUGCCUCCACGCCGGCCGGGGCCCUGUCUCGCCGGAGCCAACGCCGGAACUACCAGCCUCGCUGGCGGGUGCAGUACCUGAUGGACUACGACGAGCAGAAACACGGUUUGAUCUGCAUGGUGUGCGGGGGCACAUUGGCCACCCUAAAAGUCAGCACCAUCAAACGGCACAUCCUCCAGGUGCAUCGGUUCUCUCUGGAGUACACCGAGCUGGAGAAACAGACAAUCCUCGAAGCUUACAGCGAAAACGAGCGCAUCGCCAGGCGCGACAGGGCGACAGGUCCCAAAACGCCCGCUGCGGGCAUCAAUUCCGAAACUCGGGACAUUAAGCCCGGCACGAAAGAGGCAGGGAAAAUGGCGUUGGGUUACAAACUCUCUCUGUGUGCCGUUUAGCCAAACGGGCUCUUGGCACCAUUGGGGAAAAAAAAAAAAACGGUGAAUCAGAACGGUUUCUCCUCUCCCUGCCGACAGCCGAGAGGGUGGAAAUGUUUUUCGGAGAAGCUGCGACUGGAGCCGACGCUUGCAGAGGCCCCAAAAUUAUUCUUUUCCUUCACGUCUGGAGAAUUUGUUUCAUUGCAUGUUGUGUUCCAGCAGCGACAAUAUUAUUAUUUUUUUUGUUUUGCCUCUCUGGGCUGCAGAGAUUUUUGACUCCGAAAACUUGGGGGCUAGGAGCUUAUGGUACAUGGAGAGCUGGAAAACACACACAAAAAAAAUCAAGCCAAACAGGGAAAAAAAAUGCAAGGAUGUCAGGAAUGGAAAAUCGAGAGGUAGACUUUAUCUUGAAACUGUAAUCGUCGUUGGGGGGCGGGGAACGAAAUAGCAGGCGUGUGAGCUGCUGAACCUUCACGCAUGGCGUUCCUUCUCCUGCGACUUUGUUUCAGGAAAGCACUUAAUAGGCUGGUAGAUGUGGUUUUAUUUUAUUUUAUUUGGGAUUCUUGUGUUGCGGUAUUCAGAGGUACGAGCCGGCCUGCGGCAGCUUCGGUUGUCAACUAG
Molecule: messenger RNA, 2462 nt
Organism: Pseudonaja textilis
Lineage: Eukaryota; Metazoa; Chordata; Lepidosauria; Squamata; Elapidae
Gene: ZFTA
Product: zinc finger translocation associated
Biological process (GO): negative regulation of DNA-templated transcription
Source: RefSeq, a predicted model, not a curated record